Molecule: messenger RNA, 1900 nt
Organism: Lacerta agilis (Sand lizard)
Lineage: Eukaryota; Metazoa; Chordata; Lepidosauria; Squamata; Lacertidae
Gene: FBLN5
Product: fibulin 5
Exons: 12
Coding region: 408-1871 (487 amino acids)
Molecular function (GO): calcium ion binding
Source: RefSeq, a predicted model, not a curated record
UUAUCCUGGCAGGCUCCUCAGGAGUGUUGUGAGGAGUCUAGCCAGUUGGUGAGCUCUCUAAUCUAAAACAGCUGUCCCCAGACUGAGGCCUCCCAUUUGCAUUGUUUAACAUACUUAGAAAAUGAAGUGUUCAUUUUUAACAUUCCUCCUCCAAUUGGUUUAAUGCUGAAUUACAGAAGAGAACUAAGCAAAACCAGGUGCUUUUGCUGUUUUCUCUCCAGUGUCUAAGGAGGAGCAGAUCUCUCCUUCUCCCUUCACUCUUCUCCCCUCCUUCCUUCCCUCCCUCCCUCCUCCUCCUUCCUUCCUUCCCUCUUUCUCACUCUCUCCUUCUGCUUCUCUAUGAUUUUGGGUCUUUCAUUCUGUGGAAUAUAAAUGAUGGCAGGACUAACAUUCUGGCAAAAGGUUUAAUGUGCAAAACUAUUUUCCAGCUAUUCAGCUGUGCACACAUUAUUUUCCCCGCUCAACAUUUUUCUUCAGUUUUGGACAUGACAGGAUUAAAAAGGAUAAUUACCAUUUUCAUGGUGGCUGCCUGCCUCUUAAGUCGGGGGAAGACACAGGAUCGGGGCUCCAGCAGGAGACAUGGAAGACAGGAUGGAUCCUCACUUGAGCAACAAUGCUCAAAUGGGUUUGAGAUGGACCGUACCUCGGGCCAAUGCUUAGAUGUUGACGAAUGUCGGACUAUUGUCGAGGCCUGUAGAGGAGAUAUGGUGUGCGUUAACCAGAAUGGUGGCUAUCUAUGUAUACCACGAACAAAUCCCGUUUAUCGGACGCCAUAUCUGAAUCCUUAUGCUAACGCAUAUCCUCCACCACCUCCAGCCCCAGCGCCUGCUCCCAAUUAUCCAACUGCUGCACGAACUCCAGUCAUUUGCCGGUUUGGUUACCAAAUGAGCGAAGGCAACCAGUGUGUUGAUGUUGAUGAAUGUGCAUCUGAAUCACACCAGUGCAACCCCACCCAAAUCUGCAUCAACACUGAGGGAGGAUAUACUUGCUCCUGCACGGAAGGAUACUGGCUUUUAGAAGGCCAAUGUUUAGACAUAGAUGAAUGUCGCUAUGGUUACUGUCAGCAGCUAUGUGCCAAUGUACCAGGCUCCUACUCCUGUACAUGCAAUCCAGGCUUUAUCUUGAAUGAAGACGGAAGAUCAUGCCAAGAUGUGAAUGAAUGUACAACCAAUAAUCCUUGUGUGCAAAACUGUGUCAACACCUACGGCUCAUUCCUUUGCCGCUGUGACCCUGGCUAUGAAUUAGAGGCUGAUGGUAUUAGUUGUACUGAUAUGGAUGAAUGCAGCUUCUCGGAAUUUCUUUGUCAGCAUGAAUGUGUCAACCAGCCAGGUAGUUACUACUGCUUCUGCCCUGCUGGCUACGUUCUUCUUGAUGAUAUCCGAUGCCAGGAUAUUAACGAAUGUGAUGUUGGGAACCACACUUGUACCUUGCAACAAACAUGUUUUAAUGUCCAAGGAGGAUUCAAAUGCUUAGACCCAAUAAGGUGUGAGGAGCCUUAUAUCCUGAUCAGUGAAAAUCACUGUAUGUGCCCAGCUGAAAAUCCUGGUUGCAGAGACCAGCCAUUUACCAUUUUGUACAGAGACAUGGAUGUUUCAGGGCGCACUGUGCCAUCUGAUAUAUUUCAAAUGCAAGCAACGUCCCGCUACCCUGGUGCUUAUUACAUCUUCCAGAUAAAAUCAGGAAACGAAGGAAGAGAAUUCUACAUGCGUCAAACUGGACCUAUCAGUGCCACUCUAGUGAUGACCCGUCCUCUGAAGGGGCCACGUGACAUUCUCCUGGACCUGGAGAUGAUUACUGUUAACACUGUCAUCAACUUCAGAGGAAGCUCCGUCAUUCGGCUGAGGAUAUAUGUAUCACAGUAUCCCUUCUAAACCAAGAGUUUCAUUGCUUUCUUUUGUAA